Molecule: messenger RNA, 1478 nt
Organism: Telopea speciosissima
Lineage: Eukaryota; Viridiplantae; Streptophyta; Magnoliopsida; Proteales; Proteaceae
Product: triacylglycerol lipase 1-like
Exons: 9
Coding region: 95-1309 (404 amino acids)
Biological process (GO): lipid metabolic process
Molecular function (GO): hydrolase activity, acting on ester bonds
Source: RefSeq, a predicted model, not a curated record
GCCGCCGCUUCGCUUUGUGCGUUGUAGUAGUUGUUGCACUCGUGAUUGGGGAAAAAUAAUUCUGGGUUCUCAGUUGUUCUCGCGUCUGGGGGUGAUGGGGGUUGUGGUGGCGCUGGCGACCUCUCUAUGUAUGGCGUUGUUGGUGUUUGCCGGUGCGGUCACCUGCUCACCCGAUGAGUGGAAUCUUCGCCGCCGAUCACAGAGUGGGGGUUUGUGUGCUCAGCUUAUUCAGCCCUCCGGUUAUCCUUGCUCUGAACACACUGUUCAAACUAAGGAUGGCCACGUCUUAGCUCUUCAACGUGUUUCUUCUCACGCGGGUGGAGAUAUUAAAGCCAAUGCUGGCCCUCCAAUUUUGCUUCAACAUGGCCUCUUUCAGGGAGGAGAUACAUGGUUUGCAAAUUCAAUUGAACAAUCCUUAGGCUUCAUCCUAGCUGACAAUGGUUUCGAUGUAUGGGUUGGGAAUGUACGAGGUACUCAUUGGAGUCAUGGACACAUUUAUUUUUCUGAGAAGGAUAAGGAAUUUUGGGAUUGGAGUUGGCAGGAACUGGCUCUAUAUGACCUUGCAGAAAUGAUUACCUAUGUGUACUCAACAACAAACUCCAAAAUUUUCUACGUGGGGCAUUCCCAGGGAACCAUCAUGGCUUUAGCUGCUUUCAGUCAGCCAGAUAUAGUGGAGAUGGUCGAAGCUGUGGCCCUACUUUGUCCUAUAUCUUACUUGGGUCAUCUCAGUUCUCAAUUUGUACGUAGAAUGGUUAGCAUGCAUCUCGAUCAGAUGCUUCUGGCAAUGGGUGUCCAUCAGCUUAAUUUUAGAAGCGCUACGGCUGUUCAGUUAUUGGAUUCCGUAUGUGAUGGUCAUAUUGACUGUAGCAAUUUGCUCUAUGCUAUUACAGGGAAGAAUUGUUGCUUCAAUGAUUCACGAGUGGACUUUUAUCUUGAAUAUGAACCUCAUCCGUCAUCAUCAAAGAAUUUGAAUCAUCUUUUUCAGAUGAUACGUAAAGGUACCUUUGCCAAAUAUGACUAUGGUUGGUGGGGAAACCUGAAGCAAUAUGGCAGUCACCAACCCCCACCCUUUGACCUUCAGCGCAUACCCAAAUCGUUGCCCAUAUGGAUGGGGUAUGGAGGAAAUGAUGCUUUAGCAGAUGUGACGGAUGUAAAGAAGACUCUCGAGGAACUACAGUCCGAGCCACAGUUGCUUUAUCUUGAUCAGUAUGGUCACAUAGAUUUUGUGUUGAGUGUUACUGCAAGAGAAGAAGUUUACAACAAUAUGAUUGGGUUCUUUAGGUCAUGUGGAAAUUCUAGUAUUUCUUAAGUUACUGCUUAUUGUAAUGUCUGUUGAUUGAAUUAAAUUUAUACGUGUAAUUUGUAAUUCUAUAUGUGCAUAUGUUGUAAAUAUCAAACACUUUUUUUUCCCUCUUUCAGGGAGGGGAUCAUCAAAAGGAUAUUAUGGAGGGAAGUGAUUAAGGUUCCCUUCUUGCCUC